AGGAGGUUUUAUAAUAAUUAAGGAGUGUUUUCUGCGCAAGUUUGGAGGCUGUGCCUUAGUUAACUAACGGCAAUCUCGCUCAGAGCUGCUCCCAGCAAUUCCUCCCCCUAAAAUUAUAGUUCUGCAAAACUUCUGAAAUUGUCUUUUUGUUGUUUGCUGAAGUGGCAAAGGGGCAACUUUUAAAAUCGCGAGGGAGGAAAAGUAUCCGGUGAACGGAAAGUUAUUUUGUCUGCGUUUGUCUCUCUCUCUGUGUGUGUGUGUGCCCCUUUUUUUGUUCAGCCCCCACACCGGGAAAUAUCUUUUUUAUUCCUCUGUCAAAAUGUUCAGUUGGAUGAAGAAACACGAGAAGAAGAAGGAGGAGGUGAUUGAGAAGGCUCACACGGUGACAGAGGGGCUGAAGGAAUUGUACAAAACCAAACUGUUGCCCCUGGAGAACUUUUACAAGUUUCACGAUUUUCACACUCCUUCCCUGGAAGAUGCAGAUUUUGACAAUAAACCCAUGAUCCUGGUGGUGGGACAGUAUUCCACAGGGAAGACCACUUUCAUCCAGUACCUGCUGGAGGAAGAUUUUCCUGGGAGUAGAGUGGGACCCGAACCCACCACCGACUCUUUCAUCGCUGUGAUGCACGGAGAGACGGAGAGUGUGAUCCCAGGAAACGCCCUAAUGGUCGAUGCCAACAAACCUUUCCGCAAACUGACCCCUUUUGGAAAUUCCUUUCUCAACAGGUUUAAUUGCUCAGGUUCACCACCCCCUCUGCUGAAUCAUUUCUCCUUGAGCACCACAGAAAGCAUCCUGUCUGGAUCCAUCUCCUUCUGCCCUGCAGGUUAUGAUCUUGCUGCUGUACUGCAGUGGUUCGCACAGCGAGUGGAUCGGAUCAUCCUCCUGUUUGACGCUCACAAGCUGGAGAUCUCGGAUGAAUUCUCAGAGGCAAUCCGGGCCCUGAAGGGGAACGAGGAUAAGAUACGAGUGGUGCUGAACAAGGCUGACCAGGUGGACACCCAGCAGCUGAUGCGGGUCUACGGGGCCCUGAUGUGGUCACUUGGUAAAGUCAUCAACACGCCUGAGGUGAUGCGGGUCUACAUCGGCUCCUUCUGGUCCGAGCCCCUCCUCAUCUCCGAGAACCGGAAGCUGUUUGAGUUGGAGGAGCAGGAUCUGUUCCUGGAUCUGCAGAACCUGCCUCGGAAUGCUGCCCUGAGGAAGCUAAAUGAUAUGGUGAAGAGAGCCCGGCUCGUGAGGGUCCAUGCCUAUAUCAUGAGCUACCUGAAGAAAGAAAUGCGAGGUGUCCUCAGGAAGGAGAAUAAGAAGAAGCAGCUGAUCUCCAAUCUGCCAGAAAUCUUCAGAAACAUCCAGUUGGAGCACCAUAUCUCGGCAGGAGAUUUCCCAGACUUUGAGAGGAUGCAGGAGCAGCUCCGGGUCCAUGACUUCUCAAAGUUCCCUUCCCUCAAGCCCAAGAUGAUGAAUGAGCUGGAUCAUAUGCUCACCUAUGAUGUCGCUAAGCUGAUGCCUUUGGUGAGACAAGAGGAGAUGGAGAUGCCAGAACAGUUGGUCCAUGGUGGUGCAUUUGAUGGGACCUCCAAUGGGCCAUUCGUCGAAGGCAUUGUGGAUGGAACCUGUGAGGCAGCAGAUGACGAUGACGAAUGGGUUGUCACGAAGGACAAGCCAAAGUAUGAUGAAAUUUUCUACAAUCUAUCACCAAUGGAUGGCAAGAUCAAUGGGGUAAAGGCCAAGAAUUGGAUGAUCACGACCAAGCUGCCAAACUCUGUACUUGGGAGGAUCUGGAAACUUUCCGAUGUCGAUAAGGAUGGAAUGCUGGAUGAUGAAGAAUUUGCCUUGGCCAAUCAUCUCAUUGAGGUUAAGCUGGAUGGCCACGGGCUUCCCACCGUGUUACCUGGUUACCUUGUCCCUCCGUCAAAGAGGCGGCAGGUGGGAUCUGCUGAGUAACAGGCAAAGAGGAAAGGCCAUUCGUUCUUGGGGCCAAUUGAUUCAGUUUGGAGUUUGAUAAUCCCAUUGAUUGCAGCAGACUAUGUUCUGGAGACAGGAGGAACUAUUGGGCUGAAUGGAAAUGAAGGAUGGGGAGGGUUGGAUUCCUUAGCUACUGUUAAACCAAACCAAUAGGGGAAAUUAUUUCAUUUGGCCCGUCAGUGAAUUCAUCCUCUCUUGAAUUAUUCAGUGGCGCUAAUCCCAACUGUCUCCAGGGUCAUAGACUCAAGUUGGACUCUUGUUGCUUAAAAGGCUUUACCAACUGGGUUAUAAUAUAUUAUGGUUCAAGCACAAUAUUUCAGGGACUGAAACUGUCCUUUCUUCACUAUAUAAUUGUCACUCGCACAUUGUUCUGGCUGCUUCUCAUGUAACAGCUAUUGCGUCUAGCUUCUGUAGCACCAAACAACAUCUGUCUUGCUUGUCCAAUUUCCUCAGAGUUCGCAGUAAUUAUUCAGAAAGCACUUUAACACCUAUUUUACUGUGCAUAUGUGGUCUGUGAUGCCUCACAUCUAUCCUCAGCAAAGAACAACAGCAGACUAAAUGUAUUCACCCAUCACAAUAUCUAGUAGGCUCCAAGUAAUUUAGCUCCUCAACCCCAAUCAAAGACCAUUCCAAAUAAGAAUCACUCUAGCUCCUUGUUCCUGUGGCUGUGGCAUUGUUCCAGGACCAUGAUUUGGUCUGAAGACCAAGAUUAGUUAUUUAACAACGUGUUCAUUCCUCUCACUUGAAUACUUGAGUGUGCUAGCCUCUUUGCAUAGCUCAGGAGCAUGACUUCUCCACUGUGGAAUAAUCUCAGCCCCCUAUCACUAAGAAACACACAUUUACCAACUUGUAAUGUCUCCCUCAAAUGGAAGAUGCAGGAUAUGUUGAUGUUUGUAAAGUGCUAUGGAAAUAUCAUACGUUUAAGAGUGCUUAUACACAUUUGUAUCGAUAUUAUAUGAGUUAACACUGGCUCUGGUGCUUUGGAUACAGGGUUCAUCUUAAAUGCCAAUGUGUAGCAAGUUGUGCAAGACUUCUGAUCGCUUAUCCUUGAACUACCAAAGAGCAAAUUCAUAAAACCUGCCCCUCACACAGGUUGGUAUAAGUGGCAUCUGCAGCUUACCCUUGAACAAACUAGCCAUCCAAGAAUAUCUGCUCACUGCGUAUUUCACCUUUAUCUGGUUUGCUGUUGGCUAAUAUUCCCUCACCUCCAUUAAUUUUAUGAUUAAUAAGCAAAACUAAUUCAAAGAAAACAGUUCAGCUCAGAGAGCACUGCAGGUUGAAUCAAGACCUAUAACAGACCAGAGAGUUAAGAAUUAAACACUCUGUUGGAAUGUAAAUUCUGUCAGGCCCAAACAAACCCAUCCCCCUUGUUUGACUGAUUCAAUCUUCGGGGUCCUGCUGUCUCAGCCUUUUUCAGUCCCUUGCCUGCCAGAAAUGGAUUUAUUUGGCCAAAACCUUCACAAACUGUUCCCCUCAUGACAUCAAAGUAUUACAUGGAACAAUAAUAAUAGAGCUGUGCAGCACGGAAACAGACCCUUUGCUCCAAUUCGUCAACGCCGACCAGAUAUCCUAAAUUUUUUUUGACCGUUUUGCCGUCCUUUGGCCCAUAUCCCUCUUAAACCCUUUCUAUUCAUGUACUCAUCCAGAUGACUUUUAAAUGUUGUAAUUGUACCAGCCUCCACCACUUCCUCUGGCAGCUCGUUCCAUACACAUACCACCCUCUGCAUGAAAAAGUUGCCCCUUGGGUCCCUUUUAAAUCUUUCCCCUCUCACCUUAAAUCAAGUUUUGGACUCCUGUACCCUGGGGAAAAGACCUGUAAUGAUCAGAUUGUCUGAAGAUAUUUCAGGUGAAGACUGAGAUACUCUCGAAUUUUGGUUUUGGAGUUGCCUGGAGGAAUUACGCGCAUGGCCCUUAAUUUUGUUUGCAUGGCUGUGUACACAAGGGAACAGCCUGUAUUUUGGGUUCCUGUGUGAUCACGCAGCUUAGAAGGGACAUUGGUGAAGAGCUUCUAAAGAUAAAUUAUUAAUCUGUACUGAGGAGGAGAAAAAUAAUUGUUUUUCUGACUCAUACAGAAUGGAAUAUUGUCUUGAGAAUAUUAAUCCUUUCAAGCUCUCUGAAGGAAUAUUGACUCUUUGGGAUGUUGUUCUCAGACCAUUUUUUAAACACGAUGAACAGUGUUUAAAGAGUUUUUUUUUAAAAAGCUGUUUUUGUUUUGGAUAUUAAUCUUCAAUUACUGGAGGCUCAGAUAUUCUUAAUGUGUUCAUCAGUUUACAUAAAGUCAUAAAGUCCUAAAGUCAUACAGCAUGGAAACCCUUUGGCCCAACCAGUCCACAUUCCCAAACUAAGCUAGUCCCACCUGCCUGCAUUUGGCCCAUAUCCCUCCAAAUCUUUCCUAUUCAUGUACUUAUCCAAAUGUAUUUUAAAUGUUGUAACUGUACCCACAUCCACCACUUCCUCUGGAAAUUCAUUCCACACAUGGACCACUGUGUGUAAAAAUGUUGCCCCUCGUCCUUUUUUAAAACUUUCUCCUCUCACCUUAAAAAUGUCUCCCCCCACCCCCCUAGUUUUGAACUCCCCACCUUAGAGAAAAGGCCCUAGUCAUUAACCCUGUCUAUGGUUAUGAUUUUAUAAACCUCUAUAAGGUCACCCUGCAAUAUCCUACGCUCCAGUGAACAAAGUCACAGCCUAUCCAGAUAACUCAAAUCCUCCAUUCCUGUCAACAUUCUGAAAAACCAUUUGUUAACCCUCUCCAUGGGCUACACAAAUCAGAGCAGGCCAUUCGGCCAAACCAGUUCAUGCCAGUGCUUAUCAGCUCUGAUGAAGGGUUAUCUAGAUUCGAAAUGUUAGCUUGCUGUCUCCAUGCUGUCUGACCUGCUAUGAUCUUCAGUAUUUGUUACUUUCACACCAAUGCUUAAGGUGUAUGCCAGCCUUCACCUACCUUUUCUUAUCUAAAACUGUCAAAACCCACGACUCCUUUCUCCCUCAUUUGUUUGUCCAGCUUAAAUUCAUCUGUACGAUUUACUUCGACCAUCCCUGUUACUGUAAAUGGUGCAGGAAUCCAUUUUACACCUUCCAUAGAAAGGUGUGUGUCAGAGGGAUGAGGAGAUAAGUUCUUUCUUUGAUUUAAAGUGUAGUUUGAAGUAAUUCUAAUUAACUCUUGCAGGAAGACUAUUGAUGCAGUCUGUUCUGAGUCAAAAGUUUAAACUUUCCAUAUAUUAUGUUUAUUAAAAUAUAUUCUCAACAAUAUCAUGGUUUAUGUUUCACUCACUGUAGACAGAUACACUGUAGCUAUCAUUGCUUUGUGUGGUUUUACUCACUAUUUUCCCUGUCUGAUCUGUGUCUUGUUUCGUUACAACAAAUGAGUUAUCGUGUAUAAUUGAUUCAUAAUUAAAGUACACAGUAAAUCAGCCAA
This is a messenger RNA of Rhincodon typus (whale shark), 5375 nucleotides long. RefSeq names its product EH domain-containing protein 2-like. NCBI's taxonomy places the organism in Eukaryota, Metazoa, Chordata, Chondrichthyes, Orectolobiformes, Rhincodontidae. The transcript is spliced from 7 exons. The record is from RefSeq and is a predicted model, not a curated record. The coding region runs from base 320 to 1942 and encodes 540 amino acids. Gene Ontology annotation, molecular function: calcium ion binding; protein binding; GTP binding. Gene Ontology annotation, cellular component: plasma membrane; cytoplasm. Gene Ontology annotation, biological process: endosomal transport; endocytosis.